UUUCCCCCUGGUUUGCGAAGACUGGUUCUCUUACUUAAACGCCUUGCUUGGCCGUACGCCGAGUCAGCAGCGGCGUUUAAACGCCAUAUUUCAUCAGCUAUUCGUAAAAGCGUGACGCGCGGCAACGAGUUUUGAAAAAGUGCCACUCAGGUUUAAGCGCUGACUGUGUUACUCCGCAUACGCCUCUAGGCGAGAUUGUGAAAAUGAUCUUAAUACGGCGUGCUAGUCAACAUGUGUUGAUGGCUCACUUUCAUGAUGCUAAACAAUGUGAAUUCUGAUGCUGGGCAAUCCAAAUGCUCUUCGUUUUACUGCUGUUUAUUUAAUGCCUUGAGUAAACUGGACUCGUUUUGAGCUCGAUUGUUAACUUUGAUUUUUGUUAACAUCAUGGUGAUAUAUGAUUAACUGCCUCAAACUGAAAUAACGAAAGAACUGAUUGAUAGUUCCUGCCAAGUUUGGGGCAUUUGAUGCGAAACACAAGUGGCCACAGACCUAUUGGAUUAUUGAUAAAUGCCAAAGUUGCAAUAUUUUCUAUGUGAUGUAAUAACUUGUAAACACUGUAAAUAUUUUCCGUAUUUAUCUGAAUGGAAUGCUGAUUCUAAUCUGUUUCUGACUCUUGCCAUACAUGAUUAAUAUUUGUAAAUACGUUCAUCAUUUAAUUCCAUAAAAUUUUAAUCACUUUUAAGUGGUUAAUUCUCGAGCCAAAUUUCCGGACUGAAGUUUCUUAAAGUUCCUAGAAAACAUUAUGUCCACCAACACAGAUUCCGAAUCUCAGUCCUCCGAAAAAAUGACUUCACCUCUUCAAGCUGGGACAGAGGACAAAGAUGAAGACAACGAAGAAGUGGACAUCGAUGUGACAAGUGUCCCUUCUGAAGGGGAUCCUUUAGUCUCGUCAGAUGUGGAAGCUGCCUCAGAAGAAGACGAAUAUUUCAAACCCAUCAAAAAACUUUGCAUGGCUCCUUCGAGGCCUAGUGCCCCGUUGGUGCCAGUGGCUGCCCCCAGUAGCAAACCACUCAGCUCUUUCUUCAUCAAAGACAUUUUAAAUCAUAAACCUGCAUCGAUCCAACGGACACUGUCGACGGAUGUCCGCGGAAUCGUUCGGCCGUGGGACUUGGACAGUUCUGCGGCAUCGAGGCGUAGGCCUCGUUCGGCCGACGACGACUCACGGUCUGAGAGAUCGGAAAGCGAUUCUCCCGAGAGUCCCGCUGUUGCUAACCCUAACGCAUCGCCACUUGACGCUCUCUUCGAAAUGACCAGUAAAGCGUUCGAAGGACUUGAGGCGAAUGAAAAAGCUUCAGAUUCCUCUCGGGACCACCUGAGUAUGUUCAACAACCGACAACAACCAAAGAAAAAGCGGAAAUCCCGCACUGCUUUCACUAACCACCAAAUCUUCGAGCUGGAGAAAAGGUUCCUCUACCAAAAAUACCUCUCCCCCGCCGAUAGGGACGAGAUCGCCCAGUCACUUGGUCUUACUAACGCCCAGGUCAUCACAUGGUUCCAAAAUAGGAGGGCGAAGCUUAAACGAGACAUGGAAGAAUUGAAGAAAGAUGUCGAACACGCCAAAGUGACAGGCGCCUCCAAACACAUCAUUGAGAACAUUCAUGACUUGAGACUCCUCAAGAAGUCCAAGGAUGGAAAGAUCCUGUGCACUAUGAUGCCCUAACUACCACCGAGGUUCUAGAUCUUUGCAAGCAAUGACUUUACACAGGAUAACAUAAGAUUGAUAGAUCAUGUAAAAAGACACACAGUUUCUAUACAUUUUAAAAUUAUUUGUUAUUAUUUAAAAAAAUUUAAGAGAAUUAAGAUCGCUUGCCAUGAAUAGUAACUUUAUUUAUGAAUUUAUUUAUUGGCUUAAGCUGGCUAUGGGAUACUUUCUUCGUACUCGAGUAUACACUUUUUCUUCAGUGUCUAAUAAUUUUGAAAUUUAAGGAAUUUCCUGCCAGUUAGAAACAAUUUUAACGGGCUUCAUUUAGAUUUUUGUUUUUAGGUACUCAUCAAUAAUGCUCAAAAUUACAAUAAUUUAAUUAGUAUACAAUCUCGCUGCAUUCAAGUGUUAGGCGUAUUGUUCAUCUCUUUGGUAAGAAACAAUGCGAGUAAGCAAUUUAUAUUGAUAGUGAAGCUUUAUAAUUAAUUUAAACUAUUCAUUUAAAUUUGAUGUUUACUAAUAAGGACCUCUUGUUCUUAUCUUACGUAUACGUGAAAAUGAAAGUAAGAUUAUCAUUUAAUUUUUGGUUGAUGAAAAUGAAACAACAAAUUUAAGAUAUGCAUGCAAACAAAGAAUUUGGAUAAUCGUAAAAGUGAAUUAAUAUAUUUUACUAUAAUCGGAGUCCCAAAAACUUAUAUUUAUGAGGUAUUUAAUAUUUCAAUUUAACAUCUUAUUUAUUUUGAUUGUAAGUAAAUGCUGUAGAAAGGAAAAAAUGCUUUACACGUAAUAAAACGUUUAGUUAUAUAUUGAUAUUUUUCAUUUCUCUACAUUUCCCAACCCAACCCAUAGCCGAACUGAUAUAAGCUAUUUGAUUAUUCUUAAAAAGAAUAUCGUAAAGAAUUGUAAAAAUUUAGUAAUGCAAAAGUAACGAAUAUAUUUUUAAAUAGGUGAAGCUGUAACUGUACACAAUUUCUCAUUCUUAAAUUAAGUCUCAAACAUUUUUGCUUUUGAUAAAUAUUGAUAUUAUAUUCGUAAUCACUACAGCCUCACAAUUUACUUAUUUUAAUAAUAAAUUAGGAAAAAAUAAAUAUGGCGUAUAAGAAAAGAAAAAAAAAUAAAGAGUUUGUAGAUAUAUUAGAGUUUAUAUUUAUAAUACUACGCAGCAAAGAAACACAUAAAAUUAAAAUUUAAGUUCAGUCACUUCUGAAAUACAUCAAAAAUAUUUCUAAUUUUUAGAGUUAUUAAUGAAUCUUUUUACAUACGUAUAAAAAGAAAACUGGAAUGAAAACUGCUUUCGUGUAAAGAUUUCUAAAUAAUAUUUCACCUCGAAAAUGCAGAAAAUAUCUCAGCCAGAUUUCUUUCAAAAAUAAGUAAACGAAACUGCCUAUAAAUUUCAAGCUUAUCUUGAUUCAAGUUUGUUGAUAUGUGCAUCAUCAAUUAAUGUUAUUGCUGUAUACUAUGCGAUUGCUGUAUAUGAUAAGGACUAUCUUUUAUCAACUAAAUAUUUAUUUAUUCCUUUUAAUGUAUUAGUUGUCCCAACGGACAGUGCCAGUUCCGUCUGUGCGUCAUCCUGUAAGGCAGUAUAAAGAAAGUAUUUUUUUAAGCGCAAGAGUGAUUUAGUAAGAUCCCUUUUUUUAAGACAUGGAAAAUAACCACAUUUUCAGUAUACUUCGCAUAUCAUUAAAAAUGUUUUAGAAAUCAAA
Stegodyphus dumicola is the source of this 3345-nucleotide messenger RNA. Its product is annotated as transcription factor LBX1-like. The record is from RefSeq and is a predicted model, not a curated record. Gene Ontology annotation, biological process: regulation of transcription by RNA polymerase II. Gene Ontology annotation, molecular function: sequence-specific double-stranded DNA binding; DNA-binding transcription factor activity, RNA polymerase II-specific. NCBI's taxonomy places the organism in Eukaryota, Metazoa, Arthropoda, Arachnida, Araneae, Eresidae. Gene Ontology annotation, cellular component: nucleus.